Molecule: messenger RNA, 4686 nt
Organism: Frieseomelitta varia
Lineage: Eukaryota; Metazoa; Arthropoda; Insecta; Hymenoptera; Apidae
Product: ABC transporter G family member 3-like
Exons: 25
Coding region: 636-4619 (1327 amino acids)
Biological process (GO): transmembrane transport
Cellular component (GO): plasma membrane
Molecular function (GO): ATP hydrolysis activity; ATP binding; ABC-type transporter activity
Source: RefSeq, a predicted model, not a curated record
CCGGUAAGCCCGUGGAUCACUGGAGUCACGUUACAUAAGUUGGCACACAAACAACAACGACGAUGGAGACGGAAGACUGGCGAGGUGGGAGACUGGCAAUCCGAGAAUGUUAUGUUACCUACUCGGUUUGCGGCUACCUUCCGCCCAAGUUCUACUCUCGCGACCCACCGCGUUGAACACGUCGAAUCGAAUAACUUUUCGCGAAAUGCGUCGUUGAGAUUCCGCCGCGCUUAUUAAAUUAAAUUAAAGCUUAAUACCAGCAGUAAGAGGAAGUAAAACGGCAGUAAAACGGCGCGAUCCGUUUGAAUAUUUGUGGUUCCUCUUCUUGAAAAUUUCAAAGGGACGAGCAAACUGCAUAUCCGGUGUCCAACGACCAAGCCUGACGUCGAAGGAAAGGAUUACGUAGAGUUAAUCGAUCUUGGGAUUUGAUCGCACGCUAAACAAAAAGUGCUGCCAUAAUUGUUUGCGCACAUUGAUCGUCGUUGGUGAUUCGAUUACGACACUAACGCGUAAAAGCCAUAAAGUUUUGUGUCGCACGGUACGUGCGGUGACAGGAAGGAAAACCAUCAAUGAAACUGAAGACUGAAUCGAAAGAUUGAAUCGGCACUGAAAAGAAAAAAAAAGAGAAAGAAAAUAUGACUGCUACGGAAGAAACUGAACCCCUAAUCUCGUCGAGAAGUGUGGCUAGCGGCGGAGAUAAAACGCAAACGAUUUCGUACAAUACGAUCUCGUUGGAAGGAAGAAGUGAUGAAAGAACCGGAGUAUCGUGUAGAGCAGGUUCCGAGGAGGAUGCAUCCUCCUUCAAAUUAAAAUCCAUUUUACAUGGUUCGUACGCAGUGGUAGCGCCGCCGGCAACGUUAACGAUACCACCUCGUUCUACCGAAAACGAAUCAAUUACGUAUACGUGGAGCGACUUGAACGUGUACGCCGACAGAAUGAACGAGAAACCAUGGGAGAUGUUUUCAAAGAGGAGGAAACCGACGGAAAGGAGACACCUGUUGAAGGACGUGUGUGGGGUGGCGUAUCCAGGUGAAUUGUUAGUAAUUAUGGGAUCAUCGGGUGCUGGGAAAACGACAUUGUUGAACGCACUGACGUUCCGCUCGGGCCGCGGAGUAACUGCUUCUGGCGUGAUGGCUGCCAACGGACGAAGAGUAUCUUCCACGAUACUCACCUCGAGGACAGCGUACGUGCAACAGGACGAUCUGUUCGUCGGCACUUUGACCGUCAAGGAACAUCUAUUGUUUCAAGCUAUGGUGCGCAUGGAUCGAAGGAUACCUAUGGAGCAGAGAUUUGAUCGAGUGCAUCAAGUAAUUAACGAGCUUGCUCUGAGUAAAUGCAGAAACACGGUAAUCGGCCAGCCAGGUAGGAUCAAAGGUCUUUCCGGAGGUGAAAUGAAAAGGCUGUCAUUCGCGUCAGAAGUUCUUACAGAUCCGCCGUUGAUGUUCUGCGACGAGCCAACGUCAGGCCUCGAUUCUUUCAUGGCGCAUCAAGUGGUUUCCGUGUUGAAAACUUUGGCUGCGCGUGGCAAGACUAUCGUCGCCACUCUGCACCAACCCUCGUCGGAACUGUUCGCCCUCUUCGAUAGAAUUUUAUUGAUGGCCGAGGGACGAGUGGCGUUCAUGGGCACAACGUCGCAGGCGUGCAGCUUCUUCGAGACACUUGGUGCCGCUUGCCCUAGCAAUUAUAACCCGGCGGAUUACUUUGUUCAAAUGUUAGCGGUCGUGCCGGGCGAAGAGAUAUCUUGCCGUCAUGCGAUAAACACCGUGUGCGACGCCUUCCAAAAGAGCGAACACGGCAUUAAGAUUGCGUUGGAAGCAGAGGCGAUAAACGGUGAAUUCGAGGAUUCUCUGCGAGACUCAAAGUACUCGAAGAAUCGAUCGCUGUACAAAGCAAGUUGGUGCGAACAAUUUCGUGCAGUUUUAUGGCGUUCUUGGUUAUCGGUUAUCAAGGAACCGAUCCUCAUUAAAGUUCGUCUAUUACAGACGGUCAUGGUAUCUUUACUGGUUGGAAUCGUUUAUUUCAAUCAGCGGUUAGACCAGGACGGCGUAAUGAACAUCAAUGGUGCUUUGUUCAUAUUUCUCACCAACAUGACCUUCCAGAACGUUUUUGCCGUGAUCAAUGUUUUCUGCACGGAAUUGCCGAUAUUUUUGCGAGAACAUCGAAACGGUAUGUAUCGCACCGACGUGUACUUUUUAUGCAAGACACUCGCAGAGGCGCCCAUCUUCAUCGCGGUCCCGCUUCUUUUCACUGUCAUCGCAUAUCCCAUGAUUGGCUUGUAUCCGGGGAUCGAUCACUUUUUCAUUACCGCUGGUAUCGUUGCGCUUGUCGCAAACGUUUCCACGUCUUUCGGCUACUUAAUAUCCUGCGUCAGCAGCAAUUUGUCUAUGGCGUUGUCCAUCGGGCCACCGGUAAUAAUACCAUUCUUGCUGUUUGGGGGAUUCUUUCUAAAUACAGCAUCCGUUCCAGUUUACUUUGAAUGGUUCUCUUAUUUAUCGUGGUUUCGUUACGGCAACGAGGCUCUCCUUAUUAAUCAGUGGUCCGAAGUAGAGUCUAUAGAAUGCACGAGAAGUAACGCAACUUGUCCUAAAUCUGGUCGAAUGGUUUUGCAAACGUUCAACUUUAAACAGGAACACUUCUGGACCGAUAUUGUCUGUCUAUUCUCCUUAAUUAUCGCAUUCCGUUUUUUGGCAUUUCUGGCUUUACUGUCAAAGACGUGGACAAAUGCCAAGCAAAGAAUCGAUUUCUAUGCACGAUCGGUCGCAAUGUCCGUUUUGAAAGAUGAGCAGCCUGCAGAAGAGGGUGCGGUUCGUUUGGGGGAUGUGACACUCUCCUGGAGAAAUCUUUCUGUGUACGCGAUGGAUCGUGGACGAAGAAACAUAUGCAAGCAACUAAUUAACAACGUGAAAGGUGCGGCAAAACCCGGCGACUUGACAGCAAUAAUUGGUGCGAGCGGUGCCGGUAAAAGUUCAUUGAUGGCAGCGCUGGCUUUCCGCGCCGGAUCGGAAUUUUUAAUUCACGGCGAUAUACGGGUAAACGGGAUGCCGGUCGAUUCUUCUUACAUGAUGCAGAAUAGCGGUUACAUGCACCAAGAGGAUAUAUUUGUUGCGGCGAUGACAGUGGUCGAACAUCUUUGGUUCAUGGCCCGAAUGAAACUAAACGGAAAUAUGCGAGUGUUGGACAUUGGAAGGAAAAUCGACGAUUUAUUGAAAGAUGUUGGUUUAACGAGUAGACGCGAUGUACGAAUUGGUAGUGGCAUCGACGACAAAGUACUAUCUGGCGGUGAAAGAAAGAGGUUGUCCUUUGCCACGGAAUUGUUAACAGAUCCGAAAAUAUUAUUCUUGGACGAGCCAACAACUGGACAAGACUCCCACUCGGCCAAUUGUCUGAUCGCUCAACUGAAAUCGUUUGCAGCGAAAGGACGAACAGUGUUGUGUACCAUACAUCAACCGAGUUCCGUUAUAUUCAGUUCGUUCGAUCGAAUAAUACUAAUUGCCGAAGGUCGGGUUGCAUUUGCAGGUCGAAUCGAUCAAGCAGUGGAAUUUUUUGCAAGCCAAGGAUACGAGUGUCCACGAAAAUAUAAUCCCGCCGACUUUUUGGUAGCGAUUGUCGCCACAGGCUCGAAGAAUGAGAACGGCGAGGAAGUGGCUCACAACAUAUGCGACGUUUUCUCAACUAGUAAAAUUUCUAACGAGAUCGAUCGCAUUUUAGAGAAACAGAUAGAAUCGCAUAGAUCGAAAUUACUUUUCGAUGCUAAAUUGAUCACAACAAAAGAAGCACGAUACUGUUCACGACUUUACUGGUUGAUUUAUCGAGAUUUCUUGCAAGUUUCGAGAGAUCCAUCGAUACAAAUAAUUCGAAUACUUCAAAAAGUGAGUGUCGCGGCAAUUGCCGGCUUGUGUUUCGUGGGUGCUGUAAAUUUCGACCAACUUGGAAUUCAAGCUACGCAAGGUGUCCUUUUUAUCUUGGUUUCUGAAAACGCGUUUUUCCCAAUGUACGCUACAUUAGCUUUGAUACCGCAGGAGUUACCGCUCCUUCGAAGGGAGUACCGAGCUGGAAUGUAUCCGGUUCAUUUGUACUACACCGCGCGUAUACUCUCUUUGAUACCUGGUUUAAUAAUAGAGCCGAUAUUGUUUGCAACGAUUGUAUAUUGGUUAGCUGGAUUACGAGACGACGCCGAGACUUUUGGACUCACAUUGCUCGUACUUCUACUUACUAUAAACGUAUCGACUGCGUGCGGAUGUUUCUUUUCCACGGCAUUUGAGAGCGUACCGUUGGCGAUGGCAUACCUGAUACCAUUCGACUAUAUUCUCAUGAUCACUAUGGGUCCUUUUCUCAAACUAGGAUCGUUGCCGGUAUACGUUCGAUGGGUAAAAUACAUUUCCUGGCUACUGCACUCUAGUGAAGCACUUAGCAUUCUACAGUGGAACGGUGUGCAUAAUAUAUCUUGUGAAACAACUGAUUCUGAGUUGCCUUGCAUCACCGAAGGGAUCGAUGUGCUACAUCGUUACGAUUUCGAUGAAACGAAUUUUUGGAUAGAUAUGCUGUCGAUGGUCGUUAUUUAUUUCAUAUUUCACAUUCUCGCUUGCGUGUGUCUGUGGAAUCGUUGUAGAAGCAAAUGAAAAAUUAUUACCUAUGACGAUCUAUAUCGUGAUGCCAAUUAUCAAUGAUUUAUUUCUAUUUGCACUU